This is a messenger RNA of Polypterus senegalus (gray bichir), 7199 nucleotides long. It is a transcript of the gene skic2, whose product is annotated as SKI2 homolog, superkiller viralicidic activity 2-like. The record is from RefSeq and is a predicted model, not a curated record. The transcript is spliced from 29 exons. Bases 95 to 3877 code for a protein of 1260 amino acids. Lineage: Eukaryota; Metazoa; Chordata; Cladistia; Polypteriformes; Polypteridae. Gene Ontology annotation, molecular function: ATP binding; RNA helicase activity; RNA binding. Gene Ontology annotation, biological process: nuclear-transcribed mRNA catabolic process, 3'-5' exonucleolytic nonsense-mediated decay. Gene Ontology annotation, cellular component: Ski complex.
CCCGCAAUGUGGCGGCUGAGUUGCAGGCUCCUGCCACGCAGUGUUACGCUAUCAGCAAGCGACGGGCAGUGACAGCAACUCUUCGCAAGAGAAGAUGGCUAGAGAAACGGAAGCUAUAGUGCUGCCCCCAAUGGACUGGGCUGAUCUCUCCAUUUCCAUGCUGGAGAUUGGCUGUUCUGGACAAUUUGAAGUCAUCUCAAACCCAGCUACAGAGUCAAAUAUUCCACCCCCACACACAACGCUCCCUCAUGGCCUUCCUCCAUAUGCUGAAGACUUAAUCUCCGAGGUAGAGAAGCGUUACUUGCACGAUCCAGAAUGGCUUCCCAUCCAUAAUUUUGAGAGGGCAUUUGAGAAGUUCCAGAAUGUAUUUACUCGGGAUCGGUGUCUUGAUUCGUUGCUUCAUCUUGACACCACUCCUAUUCACUCUACUCUUAAAGUCGUGAGAAAUCCAACUACUGGGGAACUACUUGACUUCCAGGAGGAACUACUUGAAGACACUGGUCUGUCAUCCAAAAAUUCAUUGUCCCUUCAGCGUCCUCCUGGGCCUGCUUCUCAAGGGGUUAAAGGAAGCACUACAAAUUAUCCAUUUUGGCCAGGUGGAAUGGAAGAGCCAAAUUUGGACCAGAUUAAAAAAAAGAGUCAAUUUGAAGAAGAUAUUGAUUUUGAUAAAAAUUUGCUUUCAGUUCCACCAGGAUUCAAAAAAGGAAUGGAUUUUAGCAAAAAAGACCUUAAUGGCCCAUCCUCCUCAAUCAAUUUGUUCUCACUUCUGUCCUCUGUUGAUGAUGAUGCUUUUGAUCUGGGCAAUGAGGACAGGGAGGAAAUUGAUCUAGGGAAAGUCAAUGGGCAGAAGGAAGAGCAGCCUUCUAAAAAGUCUCUUCAAAAGACUAACAGCUUAGAAGAUCUUGGUGUUGAGAGUUCUGUUACAACCUCAGAUGCUAUUCUGCCUUCACCCACUUCUACCCCAGUGGUGAAAGAACUGGAAAAAGAGCACUGGGCUAUUCCAGUAGAUGUCCACACUCCCUGUACUGACUUCUAUAAACGCAUUCCUGAUCCUGCAUUUAAGUGGCCAUUUGAGUUGGAUAUAUUUCAGAAGCAAGCCAUAUUACACCUGGAGAACCAUGAGUCUGUAUUUGUGGCAGCUCACACCUCUGCUGGAAAAACAGUUGUAGCGGAGUAUGCUAUUGCUCUUUCACAGAAGCACAUGACUAGAACAAUCUACACAUCACCCAUUAAAGCCCUUUCUAAUCAGAAGUUCAGAGAUUUCAAAACUACUUUCCAGGAUGUGGGAUUGUUAACUGGGGAUGUGCAGCUCCGGCCAGAGGCAUCGUGCCUCAUUAUGACUACUGAGAUUCUCCGAUCAAUGCUUUAUAAUGGAUCAGAUGUCAUCAGAGACUUGGAAUGGGUGAUUUUUGAUGAGGUUCACUACAUAAAUGAUGCAGAGAGAGGGGUAGUCUGGGAGGAGGUAUUAAUAAUGUUGCCAGAUCAUGUCAACAUCAUCUUAUUGAGUGCUACCGUGCCCAACACAUUGGAAUUCGCUGACUGGAUUGGUCGAAUCAAGAGAAAGAAGAUUUAUGUAAUAAGUACACUAAAGAGGCCUGUACCACUCGAACAUUACCUGUACACAGGAAAUAGUACCAAAACUCAAAAAGAGCUGUUCUUGUUGGUUGAUGCAUCUGGCAAUUUCCUUACAAAAGGGUAUUAUACUGCUGUAGAAGCAAAAAAGGAACGCACAAGUAAACACGCACAGUCGUUUGGUGCAAAGCCUGCAGCUCAUGCAGCGACAGCUAGUCAGGAUCGAUCAGUUUGGUUGUCUCUUUUAGAUGCUUUGUAUAAAAAAGACCAGCUUCCUGUUGUUUGUUUCACAUUUUCACGGUCCCGCUGUGAUGAGAACGCUCGUGGGCUUGUUACACUGGACCUUACCACCAAUGCUGAAAAGAGUGAGAUCCAUGUUUUCUUUCACAAAUGCAUUGCACGACUGAAAGGUACAGACAAGCAACUUCCACAGGUCCUGCAAAUGAUAGACCUUCUGAAAAGAGGAAUUGGAGUUCACCACAGUGGGAUCCUGCCAAUUCUCAAAGAGGUUAUUGAGAUGCUGUUUACCAAAGGCCUUGUAAAGGUGCUGUUUGCAACUGAAACAUUUGCUAUGGGAGUAAAUAUGCCAGCAAGGACUGUGGUGUUUGACAGCAUUCGGAAACAUGAUGGAACAGCGUUUCGGGACCUUCUUCCAGGUGAAUAUAUUCAGAUGGCAGGGAGGGCUGGCCGUAGAGGUCUUGACACCACAGGCACAGUAAUAAUCCUGUGCAAGUCAGGAGUUCAUGAAAUGGCUGACCUGCACAAGAUGAUGUUGGGCAAGCCAACUAUGCUGCAGUCCCAGUUUCGCCUUACGUAUACCAUGAUCCUGAAUCUGCUUCGUGUGGAGGCUCUGCGUGUAGAAGACAUGAUGAAGCGCAGUUUCUCGGAAUUUCAUACACGGAAGGAUAGCAAAGUUUAUGAGCAGAAGAUUGCUGAAAUGACCAAGACAUUAUCAUCAAUGCCAGAAGUUGAUAAUGUUGGACAGUUGUGUGAUUUAGAAAGCUACUAUGUAACUGUCCAAGAGAUAAUUCACACCAGAAGAGAAUUGCAGAAAAGAGUUAUGGAGUCUGUUAAUGGACAGAAGGCACUCUCAGUUGGGCGAGUAAUUGUGGUCAAUAAUUUGAAGCAUAAAAAUGCAUUGGGGGUCAUAUUACAGGUCUCAUCAGAUGCAGUAAACCGUACAUUUACCACACUAGUUCUUUGUGAAAAAAAUGCAGAGCAGGUUGUGUCUCAAGAUGAUAAGGCAGCACUCACCCCAGAGGAUCUAGUACCAAGGAAGCUCUUCCUGCCUGAUGGACCUUGUAGCAGCAUUAUAGAGAAGCUCAAAUCAGAAGAUAUAUUUAGUGUAACUGCCAAAACACUCAAAAUUCACACUGAUAGAAUUAUUGAUGACUUCAAUAAACGACAGAUGCCACGGUUUAAACAUGAUCCUCCAGGUCAGGCUGUUACUACAACAACCCAAGAGCUUCUGAGGCUUACUGAAUCAAACCCAAAUGGCAUUCCAGCGCUGGAUCCAGUGAAUGAUUUUCAAAUAAAAGAUUUAGAAGUUGUUGAAAGCUCAAUGAGGCUUAGACAUUUGGAGGAAGUACUGGGAACGUUUAACUGUGUACACAGUCCAAAAUUCUCCGAGCAGUAUGACAGGCUAAAUAAACGAAUGCAGAUUCAGGAUGAGCUUGAUCGGUUACGAUACCUUAUAUCAGAUCAAAGCUUGCUUCUUCUUCCAGAAUAUGAGCAAAGAAUUAAGGUUCUAAAAGUUCUAAAAUACAUCGAUGAUUCUUGCACUGUGCAGCUCAAAGGACGUGUGGCCUGUGAGAUCAGUAGCCAUGAACUGAUGGUAACUGAACUUGUCUUUGAUAACGUGCUGAGUGACCUGCCACCCGAGGAAAUCGCUGCUUUGCUGUCAUGUCUGGUGUUCCAACAGAAGACCCAGGUUGAACCAGAGAUCAGUACUUCUCUUCAAGAGGGUAUAAAGCGCAUUCAGAGUGUAGCUGAACGUAUAGCAUCUAUCCAGAGGGAUUGUGGUAUGCGAGAGUCGGGAGAAGACUACGUGGCACAAUUUAAAUUUGGUCUGCUGGAGGUGGUGUACUGCUGGGCAAGAGGCAUGCCCUUUUCUGAAAUUGCUCUGCUUACGGAUGUCCAGGAAGGCAUAGUGGUGCGUUGCAUCCAAAGGUUGGAUGAAACAUGCCGGGAUGUAAGGAAUGCUGCACGGAUCAUCGGUGACCCUGUGCUCUGUGCCAAAAUGGAACAAGCAUCAAUGAUGAUCAAGCGUGAUAUCGUUUUUGCCGCCAGCUUGUACACCCAAUGAGCAGUUCAUUUUUGGACUCAUUAGAGCAAACGAGAUGUGAACAUUGUUGCUGGGAGUUUUUUUUGUGCUUGAGAGACGACAAAGACAUUAAGACAUCCCACAUUAUCAUAUUACCAUCUUUGAGGAAUAAACAUAGCAUUAAAAACUAUAUGAAAACGCAUCAGCCAAAGAAUGAAAAAAUAAACAUAAGUACCAAAAUACAGAGGAGGUUAGAGGUACACAUAGAUAUCAGCAGCCUGUGUGGUGAAAGAUUUGGUCACAUACUAAAUCUAUGCAUUAAAAAGACAAAUGUCACUGGAUAUAUAGUGUCAGUCGAUAACAAACUUCUUUCAAAAGUUAAUAUAAAUAGUGGCUUAUUCGUAAAACCUUGAUUAAGCUUCAUUCAAAACAAAAUAUUAAAAUUAGCCUAUUUUUUAAUUUCUUCGCAAGCCUUUAAAAGUUUAAAGGAAAUUAUUGAAAUGUGCGGAUGAGUGAAUGGCCAAGAAGUAUUGACGUUUCUUCCUCACUGCUCGAGGGACUCUCAUUUUAUUCUUGGCCUGGAUAGUGUUUGUGUCUGCUGUUUGCACGUUACUCCUUGUCCAUACAGAUUUAACUAUUGGUGGUCACACCGUAAAGAAGUACACGGCAGGUUAAUGACAGGCCUGCUGUCUAUGGAUGUGUGCCCUUCAGUCGAGUGCCAUCUCUUUUAAGGUUGGGUUUUGGUUUGUGCUCACAGCUUCAGAAAUCGGCUGUGGCUUCUUGUGACCAUUUAAUUGAAAAAAUGUUUAGAAAAUGAUUGGUUAUUUUGAAUUGUUCUUGUUUUCUUAUUUUGCAUUUCAUUAAUUCAUUGUCCAGCCCACUCAGCAAGUUUAGUGUCACGGGGAGCUGCUGCCCACUCUUAACAGCACUGGGCUCAGUGCAGGAGCUAACCCAAAAUUGGGCAAAACUCAUUCAUACUGAGCUGAUUCAGAGGGGAACUGAGGUGAUAACACGCAGCAUUAAGCACUUCAUUCACAUUUCAGAUUGAUAGUCAAUGAAGAACAAAUUAACCAAAAACAUUUUAAAGAAUUUGAAUUCCAUGAUGAGGUUUGAAAACUCACAUAAUUCGGAUCAUUGGGAGCGUCUCAUUAUUUACAUACCCACCCUUUUAGUGAAUUUAAUCUUUCAUCCUCAGGGCUGAAGAGAGCUCCUCUGUUCUGUUAGCAGCCGUCAAAAACACAGACAGGCAGAUAAAUAUUUGAUCGAAUUGAGCCAAAGUGCACUGUGCCAGCUACUUCAAUAAAAACAGAGAAUUAGGCGUGCAUGUUCAUCAUCUUGAUUAUGGCGCAUAUUUAAAUUAUUUCACAGAGAACCCCCAAUGUGCAAGAGUACCUUUGUAACUGGACAUUUAAGACCAUUCGUGCUGUCCUGGGCUCUGGGUAUUGCUAAUCCUGAAGAGGGAAAUUAAAAAGGAGCAAUAAAGGGAAUGAUCCAUUCUUGGACAUUUUAAAAUGCUUUUGGUCUUUGUUGCUGGGUAUGCUUACUUUGAAUGGGUCUCAUCAGCAGGGUUGCCAGUUCCUGGAAAUAUUCUCAGUUCAAUGACAGGAGAUUUUUGGCCUAAUGAUGCUUUAGACCAGCCCAAUGAAUGACGUUGUUGACAACCGGGUGCUGUUGAUUUCUUUUUUGGAGGGGUUCACCUUGGAGUAGUGCCACUGUUGACGUUUCUUUGCCCCCCUUGGAGUUUUACCGCUAUUGACAUUUGUUUCCCCCUUGGAGUUUUGUCGUUUGGAUGGCUGCACACACCCUAAAAAAUACCACAAAAAACUGAAAACUGCAAAAUUGAAAUCAUUCCCCGCACGACAUUUUCAAAAAUAGUCCAAUUUGGCUUGAAAACCACAAGUGGCAACCCAGCUCACCAGAGGUUUGGUCAAGUGAUGAAUUAAUUGUUAAACUAAGUGAUGUGGAGUGGAUGCUGAUUAAAAUUGUUAAAGAAUGAGUUUGGUACUUUUUCAAGUCAAAGUAGUUUCUUCACAGACAUGCUCUGUAUGUGUUUGCACCGCAAAAUAGUGUUUUAAAGUUAAUGUUUUUCUAUAAAUUAAAAAAAAUAUGAGGGGCAGUCAAAAAGUUCCCAGAAUUGUGAUAUAGCCGGAGAGUACGAGAUCAGAUUAUGCACCCAUUGUUGUAGAGGGGAGCGCAGCACGUCUGUAGACCAGUUACAACAGGUCUGAAUUAGUUUCACUGUGUGGUAUUGUUUUAAUUACCGUUCGAGUUAGACAUGUGCAUAGUCAAUCGGCACAAUGUCGCAGUUCCAACAACGUGCUAACAUCAAGUUCAUGUGCAAAUUGGGGAAAUCAGCUUUAGAGACACUAACAAGUGCUGCAGUGCCGCUGCGAUGUGUGCGUAAUCUGAUCAAUGACUCUCCUGCUAUAGCACAAAUUCGGGAACUUUUUGACUGCCCCUCAAAUAUAUCUUGCCCACACAGGCACAUUGCAGUCUAUGGGACGUGGAGAAAAAGCAUGAAAACCUAUCGGAUACGUCCAUUUUUCACUCCAAGACAGUUGUUGAGUCUUAUGAUUACACACACACUGUAAAAUGGUAUAAUGCAUGUCAUUUUUUAACCAAAAACAGCAAUAAUAUGAAAUUCAGCUAUUUUAAAAGAAGACAGCUCAGUAUUUUGUCUUAAUGCGGCACAACCUUUCAUACCACUUGUGCGUGGUUUCCUCCCGACAGACCAAAUCACAGUGAGCUGUUCAUACAAUAUGGUUAGGUUUCCAUAUUUACGUGACAAUUCAUGCAAGUGAUAGACAAUUUAUUCUUACCAUGAUAACAUAUCAUCACAUGAUAAAGUGAUUAUUUCCACAUCCCUUAUGUUGUCACAAACGCGUUGGAAACACUGAAGGAGCAGAUCAAUACUCAGCAAUUAUAAUUUGCUUGAAAACUGGAUAUAUUUAGUACAUUUUUGUGCUUUGUCUCCGUGCCCCGUAGCCUCCAUUAUAAAGUACCAGAGUGGGCAAGACAUUAUUAAGAUUAGAAAUCGCUUAACUUUAGAACACACUUUUAUGUGGCAAAUGCAUAUAUAGCAAUGCUUGUGAACAUAUCAUUUUGACUUGAAAAACAGCAAACUUCUCCUUGAUCUGUGUGACUUUGUUGUUACUCCAAACAGCCCGCUUUAUAUGGAACAGCAAUGCUAAUAUUAGAAGAAGCUGAACAAACCGACAGGAGGUAACGUUGGCUUUUCUUAUCGUCACAAAGCUGAGGCGUGAAUGUGUUGCUUCCUCUUCAUGUGCCACAUGUCUUACAAAGGUAGGAAUGUGAGUUUAUUCUAUUUAUUAUAAAAUGGGAUAUUAUUAAACCAAAGAAUAUU